UAUGAAUGUAGUGUCGAACGUAGAGCCUCCAUAGGCGCACGCGGUUGUUUGAAUCAUUGAUCAAUUUAUCAUUGUGUGUGAACUUAAAAAAAUAGCUUUCAAAGUUUUCCGAAGUUGCUGCAAAAUAAAAAAGGCUAAAAGUGGCAUAAUGGACUAUUACUAUUCUAUGGCGAAAUGAAGCAGAUGACAGCAAUACUUAUUUUAGGGACGUUAAUCCUGCAGACAUAUGCUGCACCCCAGUUCAUAACUUUCAAAGAUGGAAAGUUAGGUGUGAACUUCAUGGGGUAUCACGCCGGCGUCGGCAUCGGUGGACUCGCAGGUGAUAGCGGGUCAGCGGGAAGACUUUUUGCUGAAGCCGGGACACCGACUGGUCAGCUAGCCAGAGCAGGCCUUGGAGGUCAAGUAGAUGACAGGGGAAGAGCAUCAGGUGGUCUGUUUGCUGGCGCCACUGCCGGUGGCAACGUCAGAGCAGCUGCUGGUCUUGCCGGUGGUGUUAAUGAGAACAACUCCCAAGGAGGUGGAUUUGCUGGAGCUCAAGCCGGACAUCAUAUUGCUACAUCAGGACUGGGUGGUGAAUCUGCAGCGGAAGGCGCAUCGGGCUUUAAAUAUUCAAAUGAUAAAGUUCUUCUUAAAGAAAAACACAACGUCAUCAAACCACUAGAAGCUACAGCCAAUUUCCAAGCGAAUGUUAAUUCUGGUGUGGAAAAUAAUGAGCAACCAGCUGUCCUUGUAAAAGAGGUCUACGUUGAACAUAAAAGACAUCACAAGAAGCCCCAUAAGACUUACGUGACGUACGUUGAUGAGAGUGAAGUCCCAGUUUCGAAGUCUCUGCAGAGUAUCGAAAAGAGGAUCGACGCUGGCGUAGAAGGUUCUGUCAACAUUGGUGCUAAAGCUGAUGCUGCAGCAGGAGCAAACGCCGGUCACGUCUAUACAAAAACAAUUGAAAGAAACCCAGACUUCUUUGAAAAUAUAUUCAAUAUACCAAUUUCUACUCUGGCGUCCGUAAGGAAUUUCUUAAGUAACACUGCAGAGAACACGAAUGUGUCAAUACAAAAAUCAGCAUCAGUGAACGCAGAAACAGAUUUGCCAUCAGCCAAAGAUCAUUCAUUCAUCAAAUCAUCACAAUCAUCGGGGCAUGUGUCGGUAGAGACUCCGUCUGCCUCUAAGUUUUUAGACGACAUUUUCGCUAUACCAAUUAACACUUUGGGUGCUGUUGGCCAAUUUCUAGACAAUAAUGUGCCUGCGAGGAAGACAGUUCAGACUGAUGGUGAAGUUAGGCUCAGGGGACCAGCCAGGAGACGAGCCGCCAAGAGGAUCAUCAUCACCAACCAGCAGCACACAGAGGGUGAUGAGCAAUAAACUCCCAGUUAAUGGCACUUAUCCAAUAUCCAGUUACUAGCGGACGAGCGAAGUCAGAUUGCUUCAUUGCGUUUUUACAUAUUAUAUUUAAGACGAGCCAAACUGAUGCAUUGCUUAAUCGGACGCGAUGUUAUGACGAUACCGUGGACGGAAAUUAGGGGGUGUAUUCCGAAAUAUAAACCAGUGUCCUGGUCAGUGAUCGAUGCCAUAUUGGUGAUUUGUUCCAAAAUAUUAUACUGGCCGGUGAAUUAACGUGUAUGAAA
Aricia agestis (brown argus) is the source of this 1622-nucleotide messenger RNA. RefSeq lists its product as uncharacterized. The coding region runs from base 175 to 1359 and encodes 394 amino acids. NCBI's taxonomy places the organism in Eukaryota, Metazoa, Arthropoda, Insecta, Lepidoptera, Lycaenidae. The transcript is spliced from 12 exons. The record is from RefSeq and is a predicted model, not a curated record.